This is a messenger RNA of Pocillopora meandrina, 15440 nucleotides long. Lineage: Eukaryota; Metazoa; Cnidaria; Anthozoa; Scleractinia; Pocilloporidae. The record is from the annotation of a GenBank genome assembly.
AUGGCGGCUUGUGUUCUUGACGGAGAGAAACUUUGUGAGGUUUCUGGCGAAGUAAAAUGGUCAAAUGUGGAACGCUAUAGUCUGGAAUAUUGCCAUGGAUCAUUAGCUCUCUAUAAACUGAGUACCAGUUUUUAUAUACAUGGAAUUACAAAAGCAAAACGCGUGAAGGUAAUUUCAGUUUACACUCUGCGUAAUUAGUAAUUUAAACAUCAUGUCAAAAUCGUUCCUUUUCUUACCGGCGUUUGAAGUAGAACACUUCACGCUUGUUGACCGCUCUGUCAAGAAGCUAUACUUGGCUACUGUCUGACAUUUUUUUGUCAUUUCCUUGGGCACACAACCGUUCAUAGCAUAAGAGAACCUGGACCUUAUCUGUUUUGUUUAUUCAUUCCAUUCAUUCGAAUGGCUGAUUCGAAGACCUUUAUUGUUUGCCAAUGAAUAUAGUUUACAGCACUGAGCUAUAGCUAAAUGGGUAGUUAUAUUUUAGCGAAAAAAUGAAUUUGAUUUUAAAAGAUGUAGCUCAGACAGCUAUUGUUUAAAUGAAAAAGUAUGCAAUGCAUAAAACUCCACUGCUUAGCUCUUCAGAUUAGUCUGGUUUAGGCCAGAUAUGACAUAUAUAUUGGCUGUUACGUUGCUUUAAAGUCUAAUUUGAUACUAAUACAGUUGAACUACAAUUAUCCAGACUCAUUGGGAUUAGACAAAACAGUCCAGAUAAUCGAGGGUCCGGAUUAUCGAUGAUAUAAAUAUUAAUGGAGAUCAAAAACUGAUUAAAUUAAGAAAGCAACACUUUAUAAUGAAACAAAACAUUUACACAUCGUUUUGAAAAAAAUAUGGUCUACAUCUUCACUGUUUGUUGUGAAUACCUCAACACAUGUGUAUUAACAAUUAAAAUUAACAAAAAUCAAACAAUUCAAUAAUACAUUUGUACUCUUAAAUGUAAAUAUUUAACUGUGUUCAAUUCUUUGAAUUUCAGUUCCUCUUGAAGCCUGAUAAAUUUUCAUUUCAAAGCCGUGAGUCACGGCUAACUUUGUCUUUUACUGAGCGUGGCAAAUCAGCAGUUUCCAUGCACUUGAGAGAGGCAGAACCUAACCAGCUGCGAGCAUUUAUAGAUGUUUUGAACAAUGUAAAAGCAUAUAAUGCUUCUUUUAAAGGUGAGAAAAUGGGAAAAUUGAAGGUAAUUUGUAUUUAACCUUUUGACCCUUAAGAGUGACCAGCAUCUAAUCUCUCCUAACAUCAUCACCCUUGAAUCACACAUCAAGGUCAUGAGAAUAAAGGAAAUGAUCACCAACUAACAAAGCUCUUGAUUGUAACACAAAUUCUCCUUGUCAGCACCAAAGGAAAUAUAUAAGAGAACAGUAUGGAGAAUAUGCAUACCAAUGUGAGUGUACAAAAGGUGAAAGAUAGCAGUUUCGACUUCCUUUGCAUGGUGUGAUUUAGGAAAAACUCUCAAUGCUUACUGGAGCAAUUAAUGAAAUAGUUGUUUACCUCUUAGUUUGAUUACAUAGAAUUACUACUUUUGUUAUCUCUAAUUUGUAGGAAAAUUGAUUUCAUCCUCUUCAAAAGGAAAAGAUAUAGAAAAUGCUGAGGUAAGCUUAAACCUUUGAUCAUCAAGAGUUGAGCAGUAUCUCAUUUUUCCUACACAUCACCCUUAAAUUGCAACUUGAAGUCAUAGGAAUAAAGGAAAUGAUCACCAACUGAAGAAACUCUUGAUUUUUUAAACAAAGUGUCAGUUUCAGCACCUUAACCCUUUAAACCCUAAUAGUGACCAGCAUCUUAUUUCUCCUAAAAAUAUCACUGCCUGAUCAAAUGUACAGAUCAUGAGAGUGAAUGAAAUGAUCACCAAAGAUGAAAUGUCGUGAUGUUUGAUCAAAUUCUCCCAAUCAGUAAAAUAAGAAACAGAUGAAGAACAGUGAUGAGAAUAUACAUGUUGAUAUUGGGGCUUAAAGGGUUAAGAAUAUGCAUGCUGAUGAUAGGUGUAAAGGGGUCAAGAGAUGUCACAGUAAAAAAAAAAAAGGCUGUUAUCUGGUCUACUAGAAAUAGUGAUACUUAUUGUAACUUCAGACAAUCAAAAAAAUAUUUGAUAUUAAUGGGUUUCUAGGCUUGUUCAACUAACCCUCUCUUUCCUUGGUCAUCAGAUAAAACUAAAUGGGAAUCAAGUCCUGUAAAUUAUACAAUGAAUUAUUAUACUUUAUAAAAUAAUUCAAAUAGUACGCAUGCUCUGAUUAGCCAUAAAACCAUUUUACAUGAGUGUAUGUAAACACAGUUUUCGUCCUCUUUCAUUAGUUAUUUUAUAAAAGAAAUGUAAAAUGCUUUCUGUGUUUACAUAGCCUGAUGUAAACACUUGGGAGGUUGGGAGAACAUGAGAUAAGCUGGAAACCACUCUGCUUCGCAUCAUGGUUUCCUACACUUAUCUCAUGUUCUCCCAACCUCCCAAGUGUUUACAUCAGGCUAUGUAAAUACGGAAACCAUUUUACAUUUCUUCAUCAGACAACAAUCUGUGAACAUACUUUUUCACUGCAGAACUUGCCCUUGAAUAACAUCCACUCCAAUGCAUCAUCACCAAGAGGAAAAUAUGAAUCACCUUUGAGAAGAAACUCGAUGAGAUCAUCACCUUCUGCGAGGACAAACAAGUAAGUUCCUUAAACUUUUUACCCUUAAGAGUGACCAGCAUAUAAUUUCUCUGUACAGUAUCACCUCCAAAUCACACAUCAAGGCCAUGAGGAUAAAGGAAGCGAUCGCCAACUGAAGAAGCUCAAAUUCUCCUAGCCAGGACUGUUGGAAAUGUAUACAGAACAGUAUGGAGAAUAUGUGUACUGAUGUUAGGGAGUUACAGGUUAACCCUGUUAUUCCCAAGAUCUAACUUUAAGCUCUCCACACUUUCUGUUAUGCACUUCCUCUAAUCGAGCUCUGAUAAUCUGGUGUUAGAUCAAUCAGUAUUCCCUUCUUGAUAUUUCACACUCUUCUCAUCUUCUUCUAGUGUGAAAUUAGAGAAUUUGAUAUAGUGAGGAAGAUUUUUUUCGGUAAUUCCUGGGAGUGAAACUCUAUCAGAGUUGAUGCAAGAGCCAGCAAUCUUUCAGCCUCAAAGAGCUUUUGUUGGGUUAAAAGGAGUUUUUCUUUCAAUAUGUGGGUCAGUUAUAAGUGCUAACAUUUUUGCACAUAUUUUUUUCCCCUACUUUAGACUCAACAGACAUCAUGAAAUAAGCACUAUCAGUAAUUCUGUUUUUGUUGAUCAAUCCAUUUUUUUUUUAGACUAACCCCUAGUGUUCAGCGCAAUCUCCAUGCCAAGCAGAUGAAUCCACCUUCAUCAAACAGAUCACCAAAUAAAACCCCUCUUGUGGAUAAAACAUUUGCAAGAGGUUUGUAUUAAAAUAAUAAGAAAGCCCUCGAGGCUCAUGCACAUGAGUGAAAUAUUUCUAAACUGUGCACCAAAUUUUGAUUCCAAACUUUCAGCUGAGAAAUUAGACCCUAUAUGUCUGAACCCCAGAGCCAAGUGACCUGUCCAGCGAAGGCUUAGCCUGGUUCCCAUGGGAUGAAGCAACUAGGGGUAAUACUACUUUCCCUGGAUAGGAUGCCAGUCCUUUGCAAUACCCUCCCCUCCUUGGCCCGUCCAGUGAGGGUGCCUGGUUUCCAUAGCAUGAAGGGAUUAGGAGUAAUACUACUCCCCCCUGGAUUGGAUUCCAGUCCUUUGCAAUACUCCUCCCCCCCUUCUGCCUAGCAUUUCAUCAAGGCUGACAAUUCACUGGUACCCAUUUAUAUUCUUGGGUGGGGAGAGGCAUUGCAAAAUUUAAGCAUUUUCUCAAGGACACAACACAGUGACCUGGCCAGGUCUCAAACCCAGUCCCUCAACCCAGGAUUCACUUUGCUAACAAUCAGACCAUUGGGUCUCUCCCAGUAUUCAGAGUCAACUAUAAAUACAAUUCAUAUUUGAGUGUAUCAGGAAUUACAGACUUUUCAGCUGUAAAGGUCAGGGCUCAAAACUGUCUUUGAUUAUUUUAUAACAGAUAAUCUAAGCAAUACAUCUAGUGGUGGAAAGUCGGUCACUUCAUUUUAUGGAUCACAAAAUUUAACACAGUCCCCAAGUGAAUGGUUAGUAAUUUAAAAUUUUAUUUUGGGCUUGGUAUGCAAAUGGGAAAGAUGAUGCACAUCUUCUGUCCUGAUUGGCUACCCUUGAGGGGGAGGGGAUGGGGAGAGUGGGCAAGAACGGCCUGUCACAUCCAUCCAGCUUUGCCUUCUUUGCAAAACCUGUUAUGUGACUAGCUUACUGAGGAGGAAAGUGGUGAGGUGUUUGUUGCAUUGAGUUAUUCUUUUGACAAAUUAUGACCCAAUUAUGGAUAUAUCUUCAUGUGAGAAUAAAUAAAAUACAACACACCUAUGGUCAGAAGUGACUUUGCAGGGAAUGAACCAUUCUGUUACAUGAAUUGUUGCCAUUAAAUUUGAGGUUUAGAGUUUUAUAAAUGGGUUGACAAGAGAUAUAGAUUUUCCAAGUAAGCUUGAUAUUUAAAAAACUCAAGGGAUGAGAGGAAAGGAAUGCUUAUUUGGUCAUUUGGCAUAAAGGACUAUGCCCAGUUUAGCAUGGGUGUGCUUAUUGCUGGUGGAACAGUAGAUUACUAUUAAGUAGAAAUUGAGUGAUUCGUCUGGGUCAAGUUGUUCAAAGCACAAUUAAGAUGUUAACAAUCAGAUCUUGGCAGUUAGAGGGUUAAACUUUUAAUCUUGGAUAAUCACUAACUACCUCUCCAACAAGCGGACCCUGAUCUGGAGAUGGAUGGACAUCAAUAAUGGUUCAUUUUCAUUCACAGGAAAUCUGCAAAGAAUCUUAGGGGCCCAGGCUUGAUGCCUGCACCUCAAACAAAACGUCUGACAAGUCAGAUAUCUUUCAGAUCCCGUGAGAAGCUUCUCUACGAGAGAGAUUUUGCAUUGACAGGGUAGGAAAGUGCAGUCUAAUUUCCUGUAUCAUUAUGAUCAUUCCAAAGAAAGAUUUUAUAGAAUCUGAACUUGCCCAUGGUCUUUACUUGGGUACAGAUCAUUCUGGCAGUAAAUUAUAAAUUACAAAAGGCUCAUUACUUUUUAAAAUCCUCUUCCAGUUUCUGAAGUGAACGAAAAGCAAUUUCCUCUUACCAAUACCAAAGCAAUUAUUAUUGCUUACCAUACCAAUACAUUUUAAGCAGAAAGAUUGAUUUGAGAGGGACAUAUCAAAAGAAGGGAUGUUGUUUGAUUAAACAUAAAAUUAUUUUGACUAAAAUUACAAAAGUUGGGCAGAAUUAAGAACUCAAAGAUGUGAACAAUAAAUUUUUGGGUUGCAAUGUUCCAUGUGAGCCUAUACUUGUGACAAUGACAGCUGUCCAGAAGAGCCCUGAAGGCUCAUUGCAGUUAGCUUUGUUACACUGUCAUUCAGUGAAAUCAAAUCUGAAAUACACAAAUUGAAUUUUUAUGGUUGCAGCUUUUCAAAUUUGGGAAAUACUUGCUACAUGAAUGCCAUUCUUCAAUCAUUACUUGGUUUGCCACCAUUUGUUCAGGAUCUUUCUAACAGAGCUUUGUUGGAAAAUGUUUUUCCACACUGUCUGUACAAGUAAGUGUAAAAUUACCUCUUUUUUUUUGUUUGUUUGUUUUUUGUUUGUUUGUCAUGGGAGACAUCAUGGUGUACUGGUUUGUGCCUUGGAUUCCAAGUAAACAGCUCUGGAGUCCAGGUUGUGUCAAUAGAGAGUUUUAGAUCCCAGUUUGGUGUGUUCACUGCAAAUAUUAAACCACAAUCAGCAGUUUGUGGUUAGAAGUUAGAAGUUAGAAGUUUUGAGACUUUCAGCUUUUUAGCUCAACAUCCGCUAUCACCCAAAAAAAUAAACAUGUGCAUUGCCAUCUGAAAUUACACAAAGGAAGGAGGUCCUUCAUUUCAAAUUCAGAAUGUGGCUAAAAGAUUGAUUUUCUAGCAUCCAAAAUGGAUUGGUUAUAAAGAAAAGACUUCACCUCAAAUAUAUUUAUGGAACACGAAUGAGAACUUUUGAACAGGAAGUAAAAAAGCAUCAAGGGAGUUCCUGAAACUACCUUGUCCAAAGUUCAAAAAUUGACGGCAAACGGCAAAUGUGACUGCUAGAGUUUGGUCACUUGACUCCUAGACGUUUGCAGUCACACAUAUUCAGAAACAGUUGUAGAUCUAAAACUCCCCAAUAUGUUGUUUUCUUGGGAAAAACACUUCACUCUCACAACGUCUCUUUCCAUCUAGGAGUGUUAAGUUUUUAUCUUCCUUCCUAUUUUCCUUCUUUUCCCACAGAUGUCUUCAUAGUGUUCUAAUGUGUAAAAGAAAGUGUGGAAAUCCAGAGGUGCUGAAGAAUUGUUUGAGGAAACUUAAGCGAACAAUCUCUGAAGCUGCAACACGUUUUUCAGGAUAUCAUCAGCAUGUAAGAAUUUACAGCAUCUAUCUCGUUCAUUGUGCUGUCACAGGAAGUUCACCUUUUGUUUGGGAGAGGUAAAGCUUUACAAAACAAUUAUCUGUACCUGGAGCUGGUUGUCCAAAGAAUAACAAGCACUUAUGCAAAAGGAAAUCUUCAACCUUUUAUUCAGAUGUUUGUGGAUCUAGCUUUGGGUCUGGUGAAUUAUGAUGUAUGCAAUUGGAAAUGACUUAACCUUUCACACCCUAACAUCAGUAUGCAUAUUCUCCAUACUGUUCUCCAUACAUUUUCUUAGUUGCUGACAAGGAGAAUUUGUUUAACAAUCAAAAGCUUCUCUAAUUGUUGAUAGUUUCCUUUAUUCUCAUGUGUCAUUUCAUUUGGGGGGAGGGGAGGUUUUAUACUGUUGGGAGAAAUUAGAUGCUAGUCACUCUCGGAGGUCAAAUGGUGAAAUUUUAUUGCAGAGAAGUUUGAAGUUUAUUUGAUUUAUUUUUAUAGGAUGCUCAUGAGUUCCUUUGUCAAGUGUUUGAUCAGCUGAAGGAUGAUGUGAGCAAAUCUAACUCUCCAUCUUCCAAAGAUACCUCAAGUGGAAGUAACCCAAAGGUAAGAAUUUUAUGGAAAAUUUGUUGCUGGCACUGAUGAUAUUUGUUUAAUUUCAAAGCAGGGUUUUUACCAUCAUGAUGAUAAGUUUUUACAUAUAGCUCCACAUUGUAUGUUAUUUGAGGUUGAAACCAGUGGUAAAAAUUUUGAUCUCAACAAAAUUAUACUUUGUAAUGAAUAGACUUUAAUUCCUGCUCCUGUGUAGUUGGCAGAUUCUCAAUGUCCUGUGACAAGAUCUUUUGAAAGUGGAGUGGUCCAUACAGUCAUUUGUAAACAGUAAGUAGUUUAUUACAAAUUGGUACUACUGUUGUGUAGCUAUGCAAAUGAUUUUUUAACGUACCCAGGCCUCUUUCUUGUUCACUCCUUUUCUUCUCUUUCCUUCUUUCUUUAUCCUUUUGAUCCUCCAUUAACCUUUCCUCUUUUCACACUUUGUUAACCUUCUUUUUCCAGUUCGUCACCUUUCUUUUCUUCAUUUUUCCUCUCUGCCCACUCCAGUCCUUCCUCUUUUUUUUUCUUCCCUCCUUCUCUUUUCUUUUCAUCUCCUUUUCUUCCUCACUUCACUACUUUCAUCCCCUUUGUCUCUCCUUCUGUCUCUUCCUUCCAUCCUUCCUCUCUCCCAGUCUUCCCUUUUUUCCCCUUAAGUCAUACUUCCUCCUCCCAGUCUAUCCUCCCCUCCCUCCUCUCCUUUACUCUUUUGUUCCCUCUAACUCUCACUAAAUACCCAUUACUCUCCUCCCCAACCCCUCUUUUCUUCUUUUACCUCACCCCACCCUCCUCUCUUUCUCUCAAGCUUAUGUCUUCCUUCCUAACUUGCUCUUGUAUUCAAACCAGUGUAUGAAUUUUUGAUUUAAACAUUUUGCCAUUAUUGCUAUAAAUACAAAUUGUGUAAAUGUUGACAUCUAGGUGUGGAGAAUCUGCUCCAAAAGAAGAGAUUUAUCAUGCCUUUUCUCUUGACAUCCCAGUUCUGUGAGUAUAUAUUCUUGAUCCAAGGUUUUUAUUCCAACUUAAGUAUUUUCCGUUACAGGACACUCAUCCUUUAACUUUGAAUAAACAUACUCCUAACCGACACCUUCACAACAUGUAAACUCCAACACUCUGAGCCAAACUUGUUAUUUCAUUUCAUGCUGCCAUCAAUCAUUAUCAUUGGCAUAUGAUAUCUUGAAAUGGAAACAAGAAAAAUUGGUUUAAAAUGCUGUGAUCACCACUCAUCAAAUGGUCUUUAAAACCCUGGAACAUCAUAGCUGUUUUUUAGGAGCUCUGCAACACAACCAACAGCAGUGGAAAUAAAAUCUUUGGUGGUUACUUCCAACUCUGUAGUUCACUUUUUGUUAAAAAGCACCAUAACUUUUACAGAAAUCAACAGUCCAAACUUCAUUUGUCCAUUUUGUAGGUGUAAUUCCUCAGAUAAGUCUCCAUUUGGCUCAGCUGUCAGCAUGCAAACCUUACUAGAGAAACACUUUGAGGUAAGCAGUGGAAAAACUGAAAAUUGGAUCAACCCUUCAACUAUUAUAAGUGACCAAGAAAGAAUUUCUCGUUACAAUGUCGCCAAAAAUUAAGUAGACAAGUAAUGAGAAUAAAGAAAAAUAUCAGUUAGGAGAUUAUUAGUAGAUCCAAUAUCAAAUUCUCUGAACUAACAUCAUGAGAAUUGUAUCGGAGAUAGUAAAGAGAAUUACUAUGGAGAUCUUGGGAGUUAAAAGGGUAAAGUUUGCAUAAAGAUGUCAAAGUGAUCUGAAGAACAUAUCUCACGAAAAGCAACAUUGAUUUUUAUCUCAUUUUAGGAUGAACAGCUUGAGUACACAUGUGGAAAAUGUAAGUCCAAGGAAGCUAUCAUUGCACACAGUUUCAGUAGGCUUCCAAGGUUAGUUUUGCCUUUUUCACUUUUUACUAAGGUGGUAGUCUGCCACUCACUGGCAAGUCUGUACUUGAUCUAAGUGAUGUACCUGAUAAAUUUAUAUAUCUUAGUUAAAAUUUUUUUUUUUUUUAAAAAAUUAAACUCACUACAUAAUAUUGAAUACUCACUUCAGAAUACAGGAGUAGUGGAUGGCUAUUUUUAUAUUCCAUUAAACAGUGACUUGGAUAUUUGAAUUUAGUUUUGUUUAGUAUUUUGUCAUUUCUUUCAGAGUGCUUAUUCUGCACUUGAAGCGGUAUGGAUUUGACAACUUUACUGAAGAACAGGCCAAGAAGCAAGACAAGGUUAAAAUUGAAAGGUUUAUUAACCUUAGUGAGUAUCAACACAACAUCUUUCUCUUUGGCAGUUAAUACCCAUUGUUACUGGGGGCUUGAGAUUGCAAUCAAUACUAGUGCUAAUGGAACUAGCAUUUUCUUGCUGGAAGCUAAAAGUUUUGGGCUAGUUGUCACUGUAAUUACUUCAUUUUUUAAUGUUUUAAAUUAGAAAGUUAAAUGAGUUGAGCUCAAAAGUACAUCACACUAUCUAGUUUUACUUCUACCUUGAUAAAAAAGAGGAAAACUGAUCAAACACAUCUAUCUUUUGACAUACACUCAGCAAAUGUGAUCAAUUUUAAAGGCAGGUGCAGAAUUUCAUGUUGUAACUUCAUACAUCUAACAUCAUAGUAAAGCCAAAUUAGUGGUACUGCAGGUACAUUCAGAUCCAGCUUUUAAAUUGGCAACUCAAAAUUUAGUGCUGGCAACCAUUUUUUCACCAUCAAGGUGCCAGAAGGCAAUUGGAAAUUUCUCCUUGUUAUUUUGGGCCUUGUUACUGGAAGUACACAAGAGUCAAGUAUUCAUGAUUCAUCUUGUCUGUAGGUAUGCUGUGCUCAUCAACAUCAAGGCCUCCAUUGCCAUUCCAACCAAAGUCAUCACUCAAAUUGUAAGUAAUGUGUAGCAUGAAAACUAGCCUUUUUUUUUUUUAACAAAACCACCCAUUAAACUAUCUUCAAUUUAGCUGAAUCUUUUAUCUGAACAUUUAUUUUUGUGAAUGGUGUCCAGAAGGCUAAACACUAGACAUGGAAGGACAUUUAUUUAAUGAAAACACCCCCCACCCCCAUGUUGCUGUGAGGUGUUCAGUAGUAGAUCACAGAUGACAUAAAAAUAUGAUAAGAGCAAAACAUUGUUACUCAAAGGACAGCCAAGUGUGUCACUGAUGUUCUUCCCACAUUUUGACAGCUUCUGAGAUCUUUUCCUGAACAGAUGUGCAGCAACAUGGGUUCUUUUUGUUUUAUAAAAAGAAGGAAGCAAAAUUCUGUUAAUAGUGAUGUCAUCUAUAAGUCUGUCCUCCAACAGAUCAUAUAUAGGAGCCAAUCAAAAUGAAUGUAUAAUUCAGCUUUUAUAUAAUUUGAUAUGGCACCAUCAGGCAUCUGUUCUAUUUUUUUUUGUCCCAGCAGUCCAACAAAAUCAGGCCGUAAACCACAGAAACGCUACUUAACCAGUGAUGAAGACGAUGAUGAUUCUCUUCAUUUUCAACCCUCUCCCUCAGUGAGGAGGAAACUAUCACAUUCUUUUGCAAAUGAAAAUUUCUCAAGGUACGGAAAACUAUGGUAUUCAUGGAAGAAACAUGGAAUGAUAAUCUUAUUACAACUGACAGUCUUUCAUCAAAAGAAUGAUUUAUAUUUAGAUACUUUCCAUAAGCAAGUUUCCCUGCUUUAACUAACCCUUUGACUCAUAAGAGUAACUAGCAUCUAUUUUCACAAAUUAAGGUCACUAAAAUAACAAAAAUGAUCACCAAAUAUAGAUUUAAGCUCUUGAUUGUUGAUCAAAUUCUCCCUGGCGUGGCACCUCAGAAAAUGCUAAGAGAACAGUUUGGAGAAUUUGAUUGUAUACUGGCAUUAGGGUAUAAAGGGUUGAAUCUUUUGGGGGAAAAAUGUUUCAAAGUAUGUUAACAGUAUCAUAAAUCAGUAUGCUGCCCUCAAGGACAAAGAAAGUGCUUUUUAUGUUUAGAGAUGUCAUUGAAGUCAAUAUGCAAAUUCUGAUCAUUGAAUUUUUCUUAUCAGUACUGCUGCCAGAAAUUCUCUGACAAACACAACAAAUUAUUCAGAUGAUGAUGUGGAGGUCAUGGGUGUUUCCAAGCUAGACAGGGUCAUUGAAAAUGACCAAACAGAAGAACAGACCCAUGAAUCUGAAAAAACUGCUGACAAAGAUAUCACUAAAUUUGAUGGGAUCAGGCACACACCGUCACAUCAAAUGCCACUGAGGAAUAAAUCAGUCUUGGAGGGAACAGAAGAGGAGCAAAUGGAAUGGGCUUUGGCUGAAAGUGCUCAAUCAGCAGAAAAAGAAUCAAAUGUAAACAAAGAAGUAAAUGAAGAUGAUGCCAAAUGCAAUACUUUGGCAGACAUUUUGAGCAAUGAUACAAAAUCUAAUAUUGGCAAUUGUUUUUCCAACCCUGUGAGCCAUGUUACCAAUCAACCAACUGUUUGUGAGAAAGAUGUCAUUGAAGUUGGAGAGGUUGGGAACACACCUUUACGUCAUACCCCACUGAGAUUCAAACGGAUUUGGGAAGAUACAGAGGAAGAGCAAAUGAAAUGGGCUUUGGCAGAGAGUACAAAAUCAGCAAAAAAAGAAUCAAUGGCAAAAUUGAAUGGACUUGAACAAAAAGCCAACACAAAUGCUGGGGAACGCACAUCAAAAACAGAAGCUUUGAGUGAAGAUGCAAUUUCUAAUUUCGACAGUGAUGAUUUUAAUCAAUUGAGUGAUAUUUCUGAUGAAGAUUUAGUUUUCAUGGCUCAGAGCAGCAAAGUUGAAGAACCUGUUGGUUUAAAAGGAGGUGCUCCAAUUACAACAGCAGCUCAAGAUGUUUCCCAUGAUCUUGAUGAUAGUUGUCUGAAUGAUACUGGCAAUGACAAAAGCUGUGGGGAAGAUUCAAGCUUAGAAAAUAGCAUAGACGCAGGAUUUGUUCUAAAAAACAGCACUCCUAAGAUUUGUAUCAAAAAAGGAACUGGUAGCUCCAUUCAAAGACAAACACUUCAAAGAAAUUUCAGCUUGAGUAAAACACCCAAGCUAGGAAAAUUUGAAGGGGAUCUGUUUGAUGCUGGCAUUAAAGAGAGUAAUCUUGCUUCAACCAAUACUAUUGGUAGUGAGAUUGUUGACAAGAGCAGCUGGGAGGUUCAAUGUUUUAGCGAUGAAGACAUGGAAAAGGCAAUCAACAUGAGUCUUCAAGACCAGACAAGAAGUGAACAGGAAACGGUAACUUUUAAAUUUAUAAGAAUUUGUAUCCCAGAAGGAAUUUCACUUUCCUAACAGCAUUCUUUUUCAUUGAUCGUGUCUAUCAAAAACAAGACAACCUUUUCUCUCUGUGAAAAAACCAUGUAUGAGACUAUAGAAGCAUUAUUCUUCCAGAAGGCCACAAUUUUCCCAUAAGUUAUUUCCUGAAAACUAAGUACCCACAAUUUAAAAUAAAGAGCAUUCUUCAGCAACUUUUGAAGCACUUAAUACAUUAAACUCUUAAGCCUUUCAAAGUUUAUCAUCCUGACAUUAGCAGUAGAAGAUAGAGAUGAAUUGUUUACAGCUUGGUACCCACAAUUUAAAUUUCUCUUAUUUAUUAUUAAGUAGUUAUUAAUAUUAUUUUUUUAAAUCAUUCUUACCAGACAGAAGAUGAAGAUCUGAAGAGGGCUUUGCAGCUGAGUUUGCAAGGUGAAUUUAUCAGGGGAAAUGUGGAAAAUGCCCUCUAAAAUACAUGAGCAUUUAAACCAUUGUUGCGCCCAUAAGUGACAAGCAUGGGAAAUGGCCCCUAAUGGUCUUUAAUUUCUGUUUUUCACCCUUUCACUCCCAGGAUUGAUUAACAUUUCACUUCUCCCCACAAUAUUAAGACAUUAUCCAGCAAACAGGUAAUGAGAAUACUCAAACUAAUCUGGUUGUUAUCUUGAUCCAACACCAAAUUCUUGUUACUAGUUUACUAGGAAAUGUGUUGCAGCUAGUGGGGAGAAUUAUUAAUCAGAUCAUGAAAGUUAAAGGGUUAAUCAUGUCUUCAUUUGCCAUCUGUUUGAUUAUUUCAAUAGAUUUUGAAGGGCAGGACUUAAAAUCCACCAAGGUUGUAUCACCAGCUGCAGUGGACCCUGAUAAUUUAACAGAGCCUACUUUUGAGGUACGUUUGAAUGGACUAGAACAGAAUAUAUAUUUAUCUAUAUUGUUCCAGUGGUUUUCACAAUUAUAAAGUUUUUGUAGUAUCCAGAAUUGUGAAACAUCUUGCCAAGAGAAAGUCAAAAAUAAGACAGAGCAGAGGAUUUUGGUGUUCUUUACUUUUCUUUUUGCAAACUUCAACACUACAAACUCUAAUUUGACCAGGAAAUAAUCUUUGGAUAUCCUUGGAGAUGCAAAUGCUUGACAUUUACUUUCGGUUAUUUACACAUUGUUUAAUAUGUUUGCCUUUUGCUUACAUAAUUUGUUUUGUCGUCAGAUUGAUGAGAGAGAGGGGAAGCCCUCUACACAUUCAUACAGACUUAUUAGUAUUGUCAGCCAUCUUGGUACAAGUUCUACUUCAGGUGAGCUCAAUAGCUUCUUUCCCAUCAGGUAAAUACAAAGUUCCAGUUAGAAUGUUGUUGAAAUUGUUUUAAUCCUUUUUUUUCCUGCUAAAUGGUGCGCUUUCACCUCAGCUGGUGACAAACACUUGGUUAUGUGGAAAUAUCUUGAGAGUUUUUGUUAAGUCUGUUGUGACUGGAAAAAAAAUUGAUGUCAGCACACCAUGCAGAACUACCAGUACUUGUAUAAGAGCACUGCAUGCUGACAUAAAUUUUUAUUUUUGUGGGUGUAGGGGGGGGGGGGGGGCUGAUUUGUUACUGACUCACACAACAGACUUCACUGGAAAGGACAGACUGCUGAUAGUCUUAGAUUUGCCUGAUGGUGUGCUUUUCUCGAAUUACUCUCUUCGUACCAGGACAUUAUAUUUCAGAUGUGUAUGAUUGCAAAACCAAACAGUGGACAAGUUAUGAUGACUCUGCAGCAACAAAGGUAUCCUAUCUGAUUCUUUAUCCUUACCUGUUAGGUUUAAAAUAUUAAUUUAAUAACAGUAAGAAGAAAGUCUCAGUGAUUUAGCUAGUUUUUUUCAAUUUUCUUUAACCAAAAUGGAUGAGUUAAGGUCAAAAUCACAAAUAUUUCCUUAAAAAAUUGUGACGCUAUAUCAUAAAUAUCAUUUAAAUUGGAUUUCACAGGUUAGCUAGUUUGAACUCUAUGGCAAAUUCUUGUUUUUUACUGCAGGUUGCUGAACACUCAGUUCGCUACAAAAGACAACACAGUGGAUACAUUUUCUUUUAUCUAUACAAGUAAGUUACUCUAUCAUCAGAAGUAUUUUUCCUCCUUUUCAAUGGCAGACAGCCCAUCACGAUUUACAAAUUGCUGCUUACGGAAAAUAUUCUGCUCAUGCAUUUUCCUGGGCCCAGUUGUUCAAUUGAUUAGCUUAACCCAGGGUUAAAAAUAUUUUCUUUAUUCUGCUCAAAGCCUUUCUGGGAAAAUUUUCACCUUUUCAAAGCAUCAAAUAGUUCUGUUUUUUCUUUUAAAAGGUCUGAAAUUAUCUUAACCCAACUUUGAACAACCCAGCCCUGCAGGUGAAAUUCUGAUUAGGCAAAGUUGUGAUCAUGCCUCUUGGUGGGAAAUGGAGAGUCCUUUCCCUAGGCUGUCAGAGAGCUAUUUGCAUUAAUUAUUAAAGGAAAAGACUAAGUAAUCAAAUUAAAAGAAUAAAUGGAACUCAGUCAUCAAAAAAAAAUGAUAUUGUGGUUUUUCAGUGUCUCACAGAUAAAUAAAUCUUUUUCUUUAGUUUUGACUUUGGAAUGAAUAAAUUUCUCCCCACUGACAAAUCCAAAUAUUUUUUUAGCACAACUUUGUCCAGAGAUUGGUAACUGUGAGAGGUGCUAGUUUUUCAAAUUUUUUGUCAGGAUUCAUUUUAAUAUCAAUUCCUGUUUACAGACAAUGUGUAGAUGCUAUAGAUGAGGCAAGCCCAAGCAAAGAAAACUCCCAAAGAUAACAAAGUGGAAGAUAAAACAGCAGAAGUGUUUGUGUAGUAGUUUCAUUAAUAGUUCAAGGAAAAAUUUUGAAAAUAUUUCAACCUCCUCUGAUGACAUAACUUGUAAAACUUCAAUGACAUUCAACUUUUUUUUCUGUAAAGGGCACUUCUAGUAAAUGCCCUUUUCCCCAGAGUGUCGUAGAGAAAAAAAACCAACAUAGUCAGUACAGCCAAUCAGACCAUAACUAACGACUACAAGAAGAGGGUGGGCACUCAAAUUGAUGAUAACUAUCUUUGUAACCUUUCUUUUAGUCUGUCCCCAAAAUUACUUUACUGAGAGUAGGCAAGAUUAAAUGAAGGAGAAAAUGGCCAAAAAAAAUUGAAAAAGUUUAUAUACCAUGUCAAGAAGGGAAAUUAAAUUCAAUAUGAAAAUUAAAGCUGUUAUGCAAGUUGACAAGCAAGUUAUUUGAAGAAUAUACUUUCUGAAGAGGAUAAAGGAAAAUAGCUAUGAAUAAUGCUUCCUAUUGCCAAGAGAAAUUGUAAGGACCUUUGAUUGUUGGAAAACAAUUCACUGAUUAAAA